UUUGUCUUUUGUCAACGUGACAAUUUUUUGCUGAUUGGCUGUGUCGGGUGGUGGAGGGUUACGACACAUGUUGCAAGACUGGUUUGUAUGAUUUUGUGUGGUGUUUAUAUAGGAUUUCCUAGCUUAUGUAAUUAAUUACCUAAGACACAUCAAGGCCCGACAUUCCUCCCACCUUUGCACACGUGGUGCAUCCAUUGGGUCCGCUUAAGUUCAUGCUCCCUCCGGAGGUCAUCCCGAGGUUUGUGGGAGCACAGGCCCGCUUUAUUGCCCCUAGAUGUGGUGCGUGUCUAUAGCUAUGCUUUUUGUGAAACGGCCUUGGUUACCCGCCCCCUCCCCCCUUAAGGUCGACUCAACCUUAAAAUCCAUGCUGCAGUAUGCAAUGAUUCCACUGGGAAGACAAAGUCGGGUAUGCUCUGGUUAUACCCCUGGAAUACAUAUUAUUUUGGACGUGGAGAAUUUACAUAAUUCGUGUUAUGUAUGUUUUAUGAAUGAUGCUUAGGUUCAACACUUCAAUACAAAACUUCCUUACUUCGUUAUCAAGUUUCUAUGCUUAAUCCAGAUCUCAUGGCACUUAUGUAUGGAUAAGUGGAUGUUAAACAUGCAACUAUUCGUAUCCAAAACCUCACAACUAUGUGCUGUAUUGUCAUUUUACAAUAUACCCUGUCCCCAAAGUUAACGUUACAAUGAUAUUUAAGAAUAUUAAUAUGCAGUGGUUGUAAUUUUAACAUUUCAACAUUUCAGGAACCAGUGUUUGUUAAUUCAUAGAGUGAAAUGGCAAAGGACAUUCAGGUCUCUUUGCCCUGCAUUUGUCCUCGGGUGGGCAGCGAGUUUACGGUGUUUGUCCAUGGGUCUGUGAGGGCCGACGUCCGCCCCACCGCCCUCGCCGGGCAGAUGGGGCGCAACGUUUGCCCCCUCCACUCCAUCCUCCACCACGUAGAUCGGCCCCCGCUGGGCCCCCGCCGACCGGGUGAUCGCCCCCCCCCCCCCCCCCGUGUUAGCGCCCCCUCUGAGGGACAUAACUAAAUCGCUGGCUCACCGCCGCACGGGGUUAUCCCACACACUGCCGCGUGCACUGCCUCAAAAGCGAACGCGGUGGCGUGAACGCGCGCGCCCCUGCAGGUGCUUAUUCACGCAUGUGAGUUUUGUUUGCACGUUCACCACAAGUACCGUGUGUGGCGAAUGCAGACAGGAUUAUUUGAAUAAGGAUUCUGAUUGGUGUUUUAACAUCUUGACACAACUGUUUUAUUGCCCGAAAGGGUAAAAGCUAUUGUAAUGGAAGGGAUGUUCAUUUUCUGGUCCUGAUUAUUUAAAAGCAAUCCUUUCCCUGCUCAAAAUAGUUUGUACUGCAUAUGGAAACUAAGAAAAUGUAAGUAAGUUAAUUUUACUUAGCCUAUUAUUUUUACAUUUGUUUGAGAAUUUUUAAGAUGUGAACUGUUUUUUUGUGAACGUAUUUUUGUUGCUUUAAAAUGGAAAUGUUGUGUUUUAAGCACAGCAUAAUGUACCAAAAUCAGUGUAGAAUGUAAAUGUUGCUGAAACAAAGUUUUAAAAUAAAAUCCCUUAAUUGACCCCCAACUUAAAGCCUCGUGGCUGUCCGUUAACUUCCCCAACCGACAGCUCCGCCCCCCCUAGCAAUUGUCUGCUAAUUACACUCCACCUCACACCCACGAGCUGUAGGAGCGAGGCUCUGUCACUCAUUGGUGCUGAUAACGUUCAUAUUCAACACCAUAAGUCAGGAGUCUCAUCCAUGCAGUUCCUCGUUGUGGUGACACCUCCCUUCAUCAUAUAGCCUCUCAAUUUAUUUCUACAUAAGGAUUGUGUUUCACUCCAUCUAGAUCACUCGCAAAAGAUCCUUCAAACCUUCCACAUUCAUGCACAUCGUAAAUUACUUCAGGAAUGCUUUUCCUCUUCCCAAUUUGUGUACACAGUGUUGGGAUACGAGAGCAGGUUUACAAUGUGCAGAGCGUAAAUAGUCACUCUGACCCCUAAUAGAUCAUUUACCACAAUAAUAAUUUUCCACAUAGAUAAUUUACCACAUCAGCACCCAUUCUCUGAUUGACAGACAGCUUGCAGAUAAACAACUCUCUGCAGCUGCGUGAGUUACAUGGAGGUACAGCGGCUCACCACUACACGUCGACUUUCGCGACCGAUAACAUCCAUAAUACAGUUUUUGUUUUGUUUAGAUCGCGUAAAUACAUUCAGUAAAUAUAUAUGCGAUAUAACCCAAAAAACGUAUAUUAUAGCUCACCACCGAUAAACAUCAACCAGCCCAGCAGCUCACCAACCGUAUCACGACCAGGCAGCAGCACAAUGGACAAUGAUGAAUACCGAAAUCGAGGUAAGGAGAUGGUGGACUACAUCGCCAUGUAUCUGCGUGGGCUACGUGAGCGGUCCGUGAACCCCUCCGUGCUGCCCGGCUAUCUGCGUCCCCUGCUGCCCGCCGGCCCCCCGCAGCAAGGAGAGUCCUGGGAGAGAAUCUUUAAGGAUGUGGAGCGGCUCAUCAUGCCUGGGGUCGUACACUGGCAGAGCCCGCACAUGCACGGGUACUACCCGGGGCUCAACUCAUACCCGUCACUCCUGGGUGACAUGCUGGCGACUGGGAUGAACAGCGUUGGAUUUACAUGGGCGUCGAACCCGGCCAGCACGGAGCUGGAGAUGGUGGUGACGGACUGGCUGGCGACCAUGCUGUCCCUGCCCGACACCUUCCGGCACGACCACCCAAGCGGACGCGGUGGCGGAGUCAUGCAGACCACGGUGAGCGAAUCCAACCUGCUGGCGCUGCUGGCGGCACGGACGCGCGCUCUCGCCCGCCUGCGCGGAGACGCGCGCGUGGACGUGGGACAGGACGCGCUCCUCAACGCGCGCCUCGUGGCGUACACCUCCGACCAGGCUCACUCGUCGGUGCUGAAGGCGAGCCUCGUGUCGCUGGUGAGGCUGCGCUCGCUGUCCACGGACUUGGAGUUCUCGCUGCGCGGGGAGACGCUCCGACGCGCCGUGGAGGAGGACAGAGCACAGGGCCUCGUCCCGUUUUUCGUGUGUGCGACCCUUGGAUCGACGGGCGUGUGCGCCUUUGACAACUUGUCCGAGUUGGGCCCUAUCUGCCGCCAGGAGGGGCUGUGGCUGCACGUGGACGCAGCGUACGCGGGCACUGCAUUCCUGUGUCCCGAGCUGCGUGACCCCCUGCACGGGAUCGAAAUCGCCGACUCGUUCGUGGUCAACCCGGGCAAGUGGAUGAUGGUCAACCUGGACUGCACCGUCUUCUGGGUGGCGGACAAGCGGAGUCUGCAGAGCACGUUCUGCGUGGAGCCGCACUACUUAAAGCACGAACACUCCGGUUCGGUCACCGACCUCAUGCACUGGCAGAUCCCGCUGACUGUGCGUUUCCGCUCGCUCAAGCUGUGGUUUGUGAUUCGCUCGUUCGGGCUGGACGGCCUGCAGGAGCACGUGCGCAGGGGCAUUGAGCUUGCAAGGUAUUUUGAAAGACUCGUCAUAGAUGACCCCCGGUUUGAGAUUCCAGUGAAGAGAAACCUGGGACUCGUCGUGUUUCGCCUCCAGGGCCCUAACGAGAUGACGGAGAAGCUACUCAAGAAGCUCAACGCAUCGGGGCAGCUAUUCGUGGCGUCAGCCAUGGCUGGAGACAAGUUCGUCAUCCGCUUCACCAUCACGUCCCAGUUCACCACAGAGGCGGACUUGCUGCAGGAUUGGAGCCUCGUGUUACAGGCCGUCUCGGGCCUCCUGCAGGGCUCGGUGUAGAAGGGUGAUGAAAGCGCUGAGGGUAAAUCUGUUUAGAUUUGGAAACUGGAUUUAAGGGAAAAGGUGGGUCGGGAGACUGUACCAGAAUAAUAGAGUCAGGAUCGGGGCCUCUGGAGAUCUUGACACUGAAGGCAGAUGUCCAUGUUAUAUAAUUGUGCUGGACCCAGUGAUUGCUUUACGUAGUUUUGCCGUGGGAAAUUGUCCUAUGAAGGCAAAACAUGGGACACCAAGGAUGAAUGUAGAACCAGAUGAAGACGAAGAUUCUUACUUAAGGCUGCUUGCCGUUUAUUUACUCAUGCACACUCUGAUCACUGUACACUCUACCUUACACUUUCUGCACUCGAUGCUUACACCCUUUAUGGCGCACAUCAGGACUCUGUCCUUUACGUGGACAUCCCAUCAUUUAUCUACGCCCCAGUACAGCUCCCCUUUGUCUACCCACUCGUCUGCCCCAGGCAGGGGAUCAUCCAACACCGCCCGGCGACGAGUUGAGACCUCUACAACUCAAGCCCUCUUUGGCAGCAGCUGGAAUGUCGUCCACGCAGGCUCUUGUUCCUCUCUCUCCCAACGACGACGACCCAGAGCUCACGCACACUCCUGCUUAUAUAUCCCUCAUUCAGAGUCCGCACGUACUCCCACUUAAGCUGCAGUCUCCAUGGCGCCCCUCGCACUCGUUAAUCCUUAUCAUCACCCCCAUCCCCCAUCUCCACGGCGCCUACCCCGUGCUCCCACGCGCACACCUGUUCGCUCCCAAUUGCCCUCACUCACAGAGCGUCUUACGCAUGCUCUUGCACGACCUUUCCACAAACUCACACUUUCCCGCGCUCACCCCUCGCGGUACUCCUCUACAAAUGUAAUCCAUUUGUUUAAAUAUGGUUGGCUGCUAGUCGUGUCCUUUAAGAGACACCAACAUUUUAGGGCUGUACCAAUGGAAGGCAACCCCAUUUAUAAAGUCAACACUUGAAUUUAUUGCAUUAAGUCCAUUAGUACUUCAAUGUUAUAUACUGCGUAUAUAUUUAAGAUAUAUUUAUCUGAUUCAUCACUUGUUGAGAUCAUAGAUUGGUCUACAAUAAAGAAAUCACGUUCAGUUCAUGAAGUUCGGAACGAAUAAAACUCAAAGGUCCGUAGUGCAAAUUGAGAUUUCCAAUGUUUUCAUGCUGUGUCUGCAUUGUAGAAGGACCAUUUUCUCAUAUUAUGAUGGCCUGUUAUAUAGUUUUCUAUUAACAGACAUUGUUAAUGAUAAAAGCCAUCGAUGUCCUCUGAGUUGUCCAUAAAGGUACAAUCCAUCCUGGAACAUGCUCCAUUUCCAAUUAGCAUCUUCGCUCGUUCGGGCUGGGCGGUCUGCAAGAGCACGCGUGCAGGGUGAGGGCCUCGUGUGGCACUCGCUGGCAUUCUCGAAAGUGGAAAAACCUCACCGCACUCAUUCAUCCAUAAAAGAAAAGUCCAGGGAGGAAGCAGAGCAGAUCUAAUAUGUUGUUGAAUGCUCGACAUAUUAACAUGGAACACCAUACACUGCCCUUUUAAAAAUCCCCUGCAAAUGUUACGUGGGUGAGGUGGGGAAAAUGCAUCUUUGGCAGCUUGAGAAGGCCGCUUUCAAAGGAUUACUCAAAAGACAUGUCCACACACUGGCGGAGCCAGUGGGUGGGGUGGCACGUG
Messenger RNA from Petromyzon marinus (sea lamprey), 5406 nucleotides. Its product is annotated as histidine decarboxylase-like. The record is from RefSeq and is a predicted model, not a curated record. NCBI's taxonomy places the organism in Eukaryota, Metazoa, Chordata, Hyperoartia, Petromyzontiformes, Petromyzontidae. Gene Ontology annotation, biological process: histamine biosynthetic process; L-histidine catabolic process. Gene Ontology annotation, molecular function: histidine decarboxylase activity; pyridoxal phosphate binding. Gene Ontology annotation, cellular component: cytoplasm.